This is a messenger RNA of Humulus lupulus (European hop), 2472 nucleotides long. RefSeq lists its product as uncharacterized. The record is from RefSeq and is a predicted model, not a curated record. Lineage: Eukaryota; Viridiplantae; Streptophyta; Magnoliopsida; Rosales; Cannabaceae. The coding region runs from base 320 to 2077 and encodes 585 amino acids. Gene Ontology annotation, molecular function: zinc ion binding. The transcript is spliced from 2 exons.
AGCUUGGCACAAUUAAAACAAAAAAAAAAAUAGAAAUUUGAGGAAAGUUGUCAUCAAUCUCAGAAAACGCUCUGAGAAGUGAGGACUAUCGAUGGAGCUGUCUCUUUGGCUACUCUGAAAGCACUCCUUGGCUCUCCACAUUCAUCCUCGUCGUUCUCCAUUGCCCUCAGACCAGUUCAUGAUGGAAACAGAGUUUCGAAUGCUUCCAAUUAUAUCUGUUGGUACUAUGGAAGAUGUAGUUUUUAUAUUUGCUUCCCUGGAUUCACAGAGACCGGAAUAGUCAAAUCAAUGCAUUUGAGGAGUUGAGUUCACAAUCCCUAUGGCGGACCAUACUUUUGUUGUUGGUCAAGAGUUUCCCGAUGUUAAGGCCUUCCGGAAUGCAAUAAAAGAAGCUGCAAUUGCACAGCAUUUUGAGCUUCGAAUUAUCAAAAGUGAUUUGGUUCGUUACCUUGCGAAAUGUGCAACAGAGGGAUGUCCAUGGCGAAUUCGUGCUGUGAAGCUUUCCAAUGCCCCAACUUUUACAAUAAGAAGCCUCGAAGGUACACAUACUUGUGGUAGAAAUGCACACAAUGGGCAUCAUCAAGCUUCUGUUGAUUGGAUUGUGAGUUUCAUAGAGGAGCGUUUAAGGGAUGACAUUAAUUAUAAACCAAAGGAUAUAUUGCAUGACAUACAAAAACAGUAUGGAAUCACAAUACCAUACAAACAAGCUUGGCGUGCAAAGGAACGGGGACUUGCUGCAAUUUAUGGGUCUUCUGAAGAAGGUUAUUGCCUGCUUCCUUCAUACUGUGAGCAAAUAAAGAAAUCCAAUCCUGGCAGUGUUGCAGAGGUUUUCACCACUGGUGUAGAUAACCGUUUCCAGCGGCUCUUUGUUUCAUUUUAUGCGUCCAUUUGUGGAUUCCUGAAUGGUUGCUUGCCUGUCAUUGGACUUGGUGGAAUCCAGCUUAAAAGCAAGUACCUUGGCACCAUGCUUUCGGCAACUUCUUUUGAUGCUGAUGGAGGGUUAUUUCCACUUGCAUUUGGUGUUGUUGAUGAAGAAAAUGACGAGAGCUGGAUGUGGUUCUUAUCAGAGUUGCAUAAGGCACUUGAGAUGAACACACAGAAUUUACCGCGGCUUACAUUUUUAUCUGAUGGACAAAAGGGCAAUGUUGAUGCAAUAAGAAGAAACUUUCCGAACUCUUUUCAUGCGUAUUGUAUGCGCUACUUGAGUGAAAGCAUUGGCAAAGAGUUCAAGAACUCAAGGCUGGUCCAUCUUUUGUGGAGAGCUGCAUAUUCCACCACUACUAGUGGUUUCAAAGAAAAAAUAGCUGAGAUCGAAGAGGCUUCUUCUGAAGCUGCAAAGUGGCUACAGCAAUUUGAUCCUUCUCGAUGGGCAUUGGUCUAUUCUGAAGGAACACGCUAUGGUCAUCUCUCAUCGAAUAUUGAGGAGUUUAAUAGAUGGAUACUUGAAGCUCGUGAAUUGCCCAUAGUCCAGGUGAUUGAGCGGAUCCACAGUAAAUUAAUGGCUGAGUUUGAAGAACGCCGUGUGAAGAGUACUUCAUGGUUUUCUGUACUUGCCCCGUCUGCUGAAAAGCGAAUGAUCGAAUCCAUGAGCCGCACAUCGACUUACCAAGUUCUUCGAUCUGAUGAAGUUGAAUUUGAAGUCCUUUUAGCUGAGCGAUCAGACAUUGUGAACAUUGGUACACAUAGUUGUUCCUGUCGAGAUUGGCAGCUUCAUGGAAUACCGUGUUCCCAUGCAAUUGCAGCCAUCAUCUCAUCUCGCAAAGAUGUAUAUACCUUCACAGAGAAGUGCUUUACAACUGCUAGUUACCGUGAGAGUUAUGCUGAAGAAAUAUACCCUAUUCCUGCAAAACUUAAAUGGAGAAAGACAGAUGAGGCUGCUGCAGAUGAAGAUGAUGAUGCUCGAGUUGUACGACCGCCAAAGUUUCGCCGACCACCAGGGCGCCCUGAAAAGAAACGAAUUUGUGUAGAGGAACCCGAUCGUGAGAAACACACAGUACAUUGUAGCCGGUGUAACCAAACAGGACAUUACAAGACAACCUGCAAAGCAGAGGUGAUGAAUAGUAUUGAGCAAUUUUAGGUGUGUCAUAAUUUUGUACUAUAUAUAGAGAGAGAAUAGAGCAGAGCUGCUUUGUCUGGAUCAUGUAAAGUAGGAAAUAUCCAGUUGUGUAUCUUAAAUGUAUGCGUCGUUGGAUCUUCGGGGAUUGGAUAAAUGUGAGUCUAAUUGAGUUUUAGAUGUGAGUAGUGUCUUGGCCGCCCCUGUUAGGGUGACUGGAUCAGGAAUAGAGUUGCGGAAGUCCUCUCAAUACAUUAUGUAAUAUAGUCAUAAUAUCAAGUGGCUUGAUGCACAGUAUUGCCAUUUUUUUUAUUAUAAGUUUGAGUAGAGAAUCUACAAAUUAAAAUAGUGUUGUGUUAUUCUCAGCAUAAAAAGACAGCAUUGUAUUGGAUAAAGUUCUAUAUCUUUGUUAGUUUCAA